Messenger RNA from Thlaspi arvense, 345 nucleotides. The record is from the annotation of a GenBank genome assembly. Lineage: Eukaryota; Viridiplantae; Streptophyta; Magnoliopsida; Brassicales; Brassicaceae.
AUGACUGAGGUCUGGAACAAGCAUGAACAAGAGCGGGAAUGUAGUAAACAUCUUCUAAAAGGUGGUAAGAUAAGGGUGGUAACAGACCUAGAUGGGAAUUUUUUGGUCCAAAUUGGAAGCACGGGAGAGGAAGGUUUGCAGGAUGGCAACUUUGAAGAAGCCACCUUCAAUCGCCCACAGGGCCUUGCUUAUGAUGCAAAGAGAAAUCUUCUUUAUGUAGCAGAUACUGAAAACCAUGCUUUAAGGGUGAUUGAUUUUGUUAAUGAGGUGGUGCGGACUCUUGCUGGAAAUGGAACCAAAGGUUCUGACUACAGAGGCGGAGGAAAGGGAACUGAUCAGGCAUGA